CUGCUCACUGCCUGUGGACAGGCCGGCUGCGUGGACGCGGGUCAGGGCCAGGCGGGAGUGAGCAGGUCUGAGGGGAAAUGCCCUCCCUCGCGAGUGCCGUCACAAGGUCCUGCUGUCCCCUUCUUAGUGCUGGGUGGCCCCAAACCCAGGACCUGGGGCACAACCCUGAGACUGCUGAGUGUACCACUGACACAUCCCCAGCUGCUUGGUGCAGACUUGCGCUGGCAAAAGGGCACACCCACCUCAGCGUGUCCCCCAGGCUCUUCCCCUGCCCUUUCAGACCCAGGAAUCAACGAAGCUCCGGAAAAGGAACUUGGUAAACAGCAGGCUGGGGUGUAGGGGACAGCGGAUUACUUCCUCUCUCAGUCCAGCUAGGCCGCUUUAGGGAUCCAGACGUCCGUGGUGACCUGUUCACUGUCAUGCCCAGCAUGUGCCGGCUGCUGCCGCCUGUGGCCCUGCUACUUCUCACUUCAGCUGGCACGAGAGCUGCAGACCUCCCAAAGGCCGUGGUGUCCCUGGACCCUGAGUGGGACAGGUUGCUCGAGAAGGACAAUGUGACACUGCAGUGCCAGGGGGCCUACCCCAAGGAGGACAACUCCACACGGUGGUUUCACAACGGGAAACCCCUCUCAGACCAGAGCUCCACCUAUGUCAUCAAGGAUGCCCGCGUGAAGGACAGUGGAAACUACAGCUGCCACACAGCCUCCUUCGCACUCAGUGACCCCGUGCAGCUCAAGGUCCACGCUGGCUGGCUGCUGCUCCAGGCGGCUCGCUGGGUUUUGCAGGAGGGUGAGCCCCUGCAGCUGAGGUGCCACAGCUGGAAGAACACCCGUGUGCAGAAGGUGCAGUAUUUCCGGAACGGCAGAGGCCAGCAGUUUUCCCAUAAGAAUUCUGAAUUCCACAUCCGGCACGCGAAGCGCGCGCACAGCGGCUCCUACUUCUGCAGGGCGAUCAUCGGGAAACAGAAUGUGUCUUCAGAGGCUGUGAACGUCACUGUUCAAGGUUCGGCAGUUCCAGCCAUCUCUCCAUUCUUCCUACUGUGGCAGAUCGCAUUCUGCCUGGUGAUGGGAUUCCUGUUUGCAGUGGACACCGGGCUGUACUUCUCUGCGCAGAGACAACUUCGAAGCUCCCUGAGGAAAAACAUAAAUAACAAAGUCACAUGGAGCAAGAGCCCUUAGGACAAAGGGGGCAGUAAACGCUGCGUCUGGGAACCUGUCUCUGGAGGGACCCCCAUCAGGCCAGCAGGCGCCUCUGGGAGCAGCAGGAAAACUACAGCUCAGAGCUGGGGCUCUGUUCUCACUUCGUCUCCAGGAGAAAGGAAGGGCCUGUGAUUUUAUUUUUUCUUUUAUCUUAUCAUUUUUUAUUGCUCAAUCUGGUUUUUAAAAUGUAUUUUUAAUUAGAGUUGGCACGUAAUGUUACAUGAGUGUCAGGUACGCAAUGUACCAAUUCAACAUUUACGUGCCUUACAAAGCCAACAAAGGGCCUGCCAUCUCUGAGGGCCAACAGUGAAGCCUCCAUGGGAACUGGAGCCUCAGAGCCUCACAGACAGUGUCUCUGUGCCAAUCAUCCAGCCUAGCAAAGCAAUAGUACAGACCUUAGAUGGUGACCCGUGAUGUGUGAAUGCUGUUCUCCAAUAACUGGCUAGGUAUUAGGUUGGUGCAAAAGGAAUUAUGGUUUCAAAUGUUAAAAUUGCAAAACCACAAUUCCUUUUGCACCAACCUGAUAGGAGAAACAAUGGCUGAGGGGCAGCUGGUGGUGGUCGGCACCUGCCUGCUGCUGCAGGACGCCCUUCAGACUGACUGGGGACAACUAGGGGCUGGGGGUGACAACAGAACCUGAGAAAUAGGAGGGUUGGGACAGACCAAGGGAGACCCCACCAGGACUGGCUCCCUGGAACGUGAGCCAUGGAGGGGGGUAACAGAAAAAUCACACAGGCGAUGGAGGAUUGAGGUUUUCAGGGGAGCCCUGCCAGAAUUAGGAUGGUCUACAUUGAACCCUCUUGAUGGGUGAAUAGAAAAUGGUCCCAGCAAGGGGAUGGGGGGUGGGGGAGAAGAAAGCAUAGGACCAGCUCUGUGCCCACAGUGAAGAGAGUGGCUUUGCUGUCCCAGAUUAAGAUCAGCGGACAAAGAUUUCCACGUCCACACUGAGAAAGCGGGACAAGUGAGAGCCAGCCACAACCGCCAGGAAGAAGUGAGCAGGUGAGGACACUUGCGUGGGCCAGGAUGGUAAGAACUAGAGCAGGGGCAGGGACUACACCCAGCUUUUCGGCUCCACUCUCUGAUUAGUGAGGGCUCGGUCCCCGUCAUUCGUCAGACACAGGUUGGAAGUCACACUAAAAGUACUCAACCUGCAGAGUGAACCUGGGACCCCUUCAAAGCCCUCGCCAGGCAGGGAGAGGGGAACGGGGGCAAGGAGACACAGCUGCUGCUUGUAGAAGGAAGCUUUAGCUAUCCUGUUCCGCUUCAGACGCUUUAAACAAUGCUUGUUGAUCCCAGUAGAGCAUUUUACAAGUGCAUGCUACUCUCAGACAGAAGGUGGAAAAGCUAUCGCAA
Messenger RNA from Rhinolophus ferrumequinum (greater horseshoe bat), 2552 nucleotides. It is a transcript of the gene FCGR3A, whose product is annotated as Fc gamma receptor IIIa. Gene Ontology annotation, molecular function: transmembrane signaling receptor activity. Gene Ontology annotation, biological process: cell surface receptor signaling pathway; regulation of immune response. The record is from RefSeq and is a predicted model, not a curated record. The coding region runs from base 420 to 1178 and encodes 252 amino acids. The transcript is spliced from 5 exons. Lineage: Eukaryota; Metazoa; Chordata; Mammalia; Chiroptera; Rhinolophidae.